Molecule: messenger RNA, 2532 nt
Organism: Babjeviella inositovora NRRL Y-12698
Lineage: Eukaryota; Fungi; Ascomycota; Pichiomycetes; Serinales
Product: glycosyltransferase family 15 protein
Exons: 3
Coding region: 1-2532 (843 amino acids)
Biological process (GO): cell wall mannoprotein biosynthetic process; protein N-linked glycosylation
Cellular component (GO): membrane; Golgi apparatus
Molecular function (GO): alpha-1,2-mannosyltransferase activity
Source: RefSeq, a predicted model, not a curated record
AUGGAAGAUUCCAAACACAACGCCAAUGACGCGCUCAACAAAAAAGACAAGAGACGGUACCAGAUCCAGUCGCGCCUCUCAAAGAUGACGCUUGCAUUUUCGACCGAACGCGACAACUACUACCGGUCGAUGCUCCACGACUUGCAGAACACGCUAUCAACGAUGCACAGCGGCACGAACGAGGUAUUUCUUGAGAGCUUGCGCGACUUCGAGGAGACACGCGACUAUGAGAUGACGCGGCUCCGACUCUGGGAGGAGUACCAGGUGCAAUGCGUGGAGCGUGAGUUCCACUCGGACUUGGUAGAAGCCAAGACAGAGCACAACCAGAUGGUGAGGCUCGUUAAGGAGAAGCUCCAAGAGAACUUGGCCAAGAAGAUCAAGGCGCUCAAAGAAGACAAAAUCCUCUUGGACAUGAUCAAUAGCAACACUUCCAGCUCCUCAUCGCAGUUUAUGGCGAACUCCAUGACGAAUCUCGCGUUUGAUAGACGAUCCUUACGCAAAAGGGACAUCCAUCCGAGCCACCAUCUCGACACCGAAGAGGUGUCUGACUCGGGGUAUACAUCCUCGCUGAAGAGACGCAGAGGGGGCUACGGCAGCGGUAGAGACAGUGGUAGAGACAGCCGCCCCAACCACAACAUCCUCGGGCGCGGCUUCAUGGAGGCAGAGAACGGCCAUGCCACUAGCAAUGCGUACUCGUCGAACGACGAAUCUGGAGUCAACAAUGGCAACGGAACCGAUAUCGAUGGGUAUGAAUCGUUGAACAACUUGAUCUUUGGCGAGAAGCAACGCGAGAAGCCAAACACGCGCCACAACGCCAAACCGGGAGAUAAGAUCACCAGUUUGCGGCCAGAGGAUGUGGACGAAGAUAUGGAGGUGUUGCGCGCCGUGGCGAAUGGUGUGAAAAAACGUGAGACCGCGCCGAGCCUCACUCCCAAACGCACCAGACCCCCACUUUACAAGUCCAGACGGUUCUGGUCCUGUAUUUGUGUCUUCACCAUCUUGUAUGUCUAUUUACACCGCUUCAAUCUCUAUCCUGACGUUGCUGGCGUAAACCAGAGUGAUUUACUUGGCCUACCUUCCAGUGAGCUCAAAUACUAUCCCGUGAGUCGGCGGGUGUCGAAGUCGCAUCGCGACUUUCCGUUUAAGGUUGGCUGUAGCGUCCCGGCUGUGGAUGAACCUCGUGCAAAUGCAGCACUUGUGGUGCUAGCGCGCAACUCGGAGCUUCCGGACGUGAUUGCCUCUAUGAAAUCGCUAGAGCGCCAUUUCAACCAGUGGUUCAACUACCCGUGGGUCUUUCUCAAUGAUGAGCCCUUUACCGAAGAGUUUAAGGAAAAAGUCAAGGCAUACACGGCAUCAGAUGUUGAGUUCGGCGUGAUAGAACCCCAGCACUGGGACUUCCCCGCGGGCGUGGACCGCCAGCUCAUCAAAGAGUCCAUUGAGUAUCAGGGCGACAGAGGCAUCAAAUACGGUAAACUCGAGUCGUACCAUAAAAUGUGUCGCUUCUAUUCAGGAUGGUUCUUUAAGCACCCGUUAGUGGCGAAGCGCGACUGGUACUGGCGGGUAGAGCCGAAAGUGGAAUUCUACUGCGAUAUCACCUAUGAUCCCUUUGUGGAAAUGGAAAAACGUGGCAAGAAGUACGGAUUUACAGUAAUGAUCAAGGAGCUUGUCGACACCAUCCCUAACUUGUUUCGUUACACGCAGCUGUUUAUCCGUAGCCACAACGUCACUGUGGGGGAAACGUGGGGACUAUUUCUCCGCAACCACCUACACAUCCACGGAGAUCACGCAUUUACUGUAGAAACAGAAGAAGAAUUACGCGAUGAGAUCGACUUUGAGACGCGUCUCCAAAAGUUACUUGACAAAAGGCAUUCCAUGAAGGACGGAAUGAUUGACAAGAACCUUCUUGAGCGGCUCGUGAAGGCCAAUGCGUCCCCGUCAAAGCUUAGGCGCGAACGCUUCAAUGCUCAGGAGUAUAACAUGUGCCAUUUCUGGCUGAAUUUUGAGAUUGCACGCACCAGUUUGUUCAACUCGACCGAAUACCAGGCGUACUUCAACUUUUUGGAAAACUCUGGAGGGUUUUACGCCGAACGCUGGGGAGAUGCGCCGAUUCACUCUCUUGCCGUAGGUAUGUUCUUGGAGUUGGACGAUGUCCACUACUUCCGUGAUAUAGGCUAUAAGCAUUCGACACUCGGACACUGUCCCGCCAAUGCCAGGGGCAAGCAGCUUCCGUAUGAGGCGGCAGAGUCGUAUACUGCUCCCAAGAGUUUGAGGGAAUACCUCUUUGAAAGACCUGACCCCGCGAGGCUGUACGGAGUCGGGUGCCGCUGCCGCUGUCCUACGAACCACCGCGAGAUUGAGGAUUCUCUGAGUUCCUGCAUGAACAAGUGGUUCGAGCUAAUCGACGACAACUAUACAGAGUCUGUGGUGGAUUUAGCAGUCGUGAGGCGCCAACACUCGGUAGAAGUCCAGGAUGAUAUCGAGCGGCAUGCAGGGCAGAUUGUAUACGAUGGGCCGUGGAAGAAGAAGAAGUAG